Mucor velutinosus is the source of this 1014-nucleotide messenger RNA. RefSeq names its product Transcriptional regulator. The record is from RefSeq and is a predicted model, not a curated record. Gene Ontology annotation, cellular component: nucleus. Lineage: Eukaryota; Fungi; Mucoromycota; Mucoromycetes; Mucorales; Mucoraceae. Gene Ontology annotation, molecular function: zinc ion binding. The transcript has 2 exons. Bases 1 to 1014 code for a protein of 337 amino acids.
AUGGCGGAACAUCCACAUUUACAAUCGUUUCGACAAACAACACCAUUUCUACCUGUUCCUCAUCACCACGAUAUAGCAGACCACGAUCAGCAUCAUGAAGCCAGAACAACAGAAGACUCUCAGUUAGUGUGUCGUUGGAACCAAUGUCUCAAGGUCUUUUCCAAUCAUACGACACUCGCUGACCAUCUGUCUGAAGAUCACAUCGGUUGGAAAAAGGGAGGCUACUCUUGCGACUGGGACAAUUGCUCUAGACAGGGAGCUAAAUGUCACAAUAGAUUUGCCCUGAUCAUGCAUUUGAGGAUACACACAGGAGAAAAGCCAUUUGAAUGCAAAGCACCCGAUUGUGGACAAACGUUUGGUAGAAUGGAUGCCUUGACGAGACACAAAAAAGCAGAGCAUGGAGAAGGCGUUACAAAGAAACUCAUCAAGCCAGCACAUUCAGCCAAUAUCAUACCUCUUUUAAAUACUCCCACUGCCGCAUCUGCUGCCGCAACAACAAUCUCCUCUAACCAUACUCCAUCAUCAUCGCUAUCGACCAUACCACCACUCAACAACAAGCAGAAAAAGACCAACGAUGGCAACAUCAAUACAAACAACAAGCGAAUGGCGACACCCUCACUAGAUAUGUUGUCCAAAAAUAAGCGGCAUAAGGUGCAGGAUGAAUGGUACUCAAAGCACCAAGACAUCAAGUUAUCCGAACAAGCAUCCAACGUGGCCACAGCCCCCACAAGUACAUUGAAAAAAGAUUUAAACCGGGGAACCGCAUACAGCCAAUAUCGACUUGCCAAAGCACAACUUGCCUACAUACUACGGGAGAAUGAGAUGCUUCAAGACGAAUACGAAAUCACACAAAAGAAACUGAAGAGAAUGAAGACAGAAAGAAGAGUUUUAUUAGAUGCACUUAUGAACAGAGAAAUGGAGCAGCAAGACGAAGAAGUGGAGGUGGUUGAUGAGGAGGAGGAGGAGGAGGAGGAUAUACAAGAGGAUCUGUUGUCUCAUAUCAAAGCAGCAUAA